Phytophthora sojae is the source of this 1304-nucleotide messenger RNA. RefSeq lists its product as hypothetical. Lineage: Eukaryota; Oomycota; Peronosporomycetes; Peronosporales; Peronosporaceae. Gene Ontology annotation, biological process: proteasome-mediated ubiquitin-dependent protein catabolic process. Gene Ontology annotation, cellular component: proteasome regulatory particle, base subcomplex. The transcript has 5 exons. The annotation marks the transcript as partial. Gene Ontology annotation, molecular function: ATP hydrolysis activity; ATP binding; proteasome-activating activity. The record is from RefSeq and is a predicted model, not a curated record.
CGAUGAGCGGACUCGAGUCGUCGGAGAUCUGGGGCGCGGAGGAGGAGCUGGACCCGGAGGUCCUGCUCAUGUCGAACGAGGAGCUGCGGCAGCGUAUCCGGCUGCUGGACAACAACAUCCGCAUCAUGCGCAGCGACAUCCAGCGCAUCAACCACGAGAGCAACUCGCAGCGCGAGCGCAUCAAGGAGAACAACGAGAAGGUCAAGCUCAACAAGCAGCUGCCGUACCUCGUGGCCAACGUGGUCGAGGUGCUGGAGCUCGAGGACGACGAGGACGAGCAGGACGGCGCCGCCACGGACGUGGACGCGCAGCGCAAGGGUAAGAGCGCCGUCAUCAAGACGAGCACGCGCCAGACCAUCUUCCUGCCCAUCCCGGGCCUCGUGGACUCGACGACGCUCAUCCCGAACGACCUCGUGGGCGUCAACAAGGACAGCUACCUCAUCCUGGAGAAGCUCCCGAGCGAGUACGACUCGCGCGUCAAGGCCAUGGAGGUGGACGAGAAGCCCACGGAGGAGUACAGCGACAUCGGCGGUCUGGACAAGCAGAUCCAGGAGCUCGUGGAGGCUGUGGUGCUCCCCAUGACGCACAAGGAGCGCUUCGAGGCCAUCGGCAUCCUGCCGCCCAAGGGCGUGCUGCUCCACGGGCCCCCGGGAACGGGCAAGACGCUGCUGGCGCGUGCCUGCGCCAAGCAGACGGACGCCAUCUUCCUCAAGCUGGCGGCCCCGCAGCUGGUGCAGAUGUUCAUUGGUGACGGCGCCAAGCUCGUGAGGGACGCGUUUGAGCUGGCCAAGGAGAAGUGCAAGGACGAAAACCGUGGUGGAGCCAUUAUCUUCAUUGAUGAGCUGGAUGCCAUUGGUACGAAGCGAUUCGGUGGCGAGCAGUCGGGUGACCGUGAAGUACAACGUACGAUGCUGGAGCUGCUCAACCAGCUGGAUGGUUUCACCAACAACACGAAGAUCAAGGUGAUUGCUGCCACGAACCGUCCUGAUGUGCUGGACCCCGCUCUUCUGCGUUCCGGACGUCUCGAUCGCAAGAUUGAGCUGCCGCACCCGACCGAAGAAGCGCGCGCUCGUAUCCUGCAGAUUCACUCGCGUAAAAUGAACGUGGACACAGAAGACACCAACUUCGAUGAGCUGGCGCGUUCCACUGAUGACUUCAACGGCGCACAGCUGAAGGCGGUCUGCGUGGAGGCUGGUAUGCUGGCACUGCGCCGCGAGAGCAACGUGAUCAAGCACGAGGACUUCAUGGAGGGAAUUUCCGUCGUAGCAGCCAAGAAGAAGGCUACCCUGCAAUACUACGCUUAG